GGGGAUAAGCGAGAGGAUAAGGCCCUCUCGCUCUCUUUUCUGUGAGCGGCACAGGUUCCUCAGCGUCAUAACGGUGAAGGGCUGCUUUCCGUUAUUUUCUUUAAAAAAUCGAAAGCACUUGAGCUUUACGCCCGGGAGGGUCUUCUCUGCCCUCUGGAUGACUCCAGUGCUCAUCUGUGUGGAAUAUACGGGAGUCGUAGCCAACCCAAACCCGUUCCUCUCCAUGCGUCACACGGCCUCAGCUUCCGGUAUUUGAUCGGAAGUCGCGGCGCUCUAGGGAACGGCGAGAGGUGUGCCGCUCUAGCCCGCGGAAGCCUCUCUGGCCAAAAGCCUCCGAAGCGCCAGUUAGGCUUUGCAAUGGCGAUUUCCUAGAAGAAAUCCGCCAUUGAUUGAUGAGCUCAGAAGAAAUGCAUGUACAUCGGAGGAAAUGAGAAACAACUUUGAUUACUGUGGGUGUAGUGACUGUAAGAGGAUAAAAAAAGAACAUCUCUGUGACAGUGGCAGGAGUCAGUCAGCGUCUGGGGAAGGUAGCAUGACCUACACAAAAGAACAGCUACUUGGGGUACAAAGAAUAAAGAACAGUAAGAAUUACUAUGAGAUUCUAGGUGUUGGGAGAGAUGCCAAAGACGAAGAAUUGAAAAAAGCAUACCGAAAACUUGCCCUGAAAUUUCAUCCAGAUAAGAACUGUGCACCAGGAGCAACAGAUGCAUUUAAAGCAAUAGGCACUGCUUUUGCAGUCUUGAGCAACCCUGAAAAGAGAUUACAAUAUGAUCAAUUUGGAGAUGAACAGGAGACUUGUUAUACCAACCUUCCCAAGCAUUAUAACUAUUACAGAGAGUUUGAAGCAGACAUCACACCAGAAGAAAUAUUUAAUAUGUUUUUUGGAGGUAACUUCCCAACAGGAAAUAUCCACAUGUUUUCAAAUUCAUCAAUGGAUCCCCCAUGUUAUCAGCCACGGAACAGGCAUGAUAGGACUUGGACAGAGGAAGAGGAGGAGGAAGAAACUAGACCACAGAAUUCAUACUCUGCAUUUAUCCAGUUACUGCCAGUUUUUAUUAUAAUAGUUGUGUCAAUAGUAACUCAACUGAUGGCAACUAACCCACCCUACAGCCUCUUCUUCAAAUCGAAUCUUGGGCACACGAUUGUUAGAGAAACACAGAAUCUACAGGUGCCUUACUAUGUUGAUAAAAACUUUGAGCAUAACUAUAACGCCGAAGAGCUUGAAGAGCUUGAAAAACACAUUGAAAAAGAUUAUAUCGAUUAUAUCCAGACUAGCUGCAGGAAAGAAAAACAACAAAAAUCUGAGCUAUCGAAUUUGGCGAAGCUGUACAGAGAUGAGCGGCUGAAACAGAAAGCAGAAUCCGUGAAACUUGAGAACUGCGAAAAGCUCUCCAAUCUCAUAGGACUACAAAGGAGUCGUCAGUGGGCAGAGGCAUGAAGGGAGUGGCACUAACGGGCCAUGUGUGCUAUUGCGAGGAAUUUCUUCUCGGUUCUGUUUUCCUUUUUAAAUGAAGAGGAAAAGCAUAACGUAAAGACUUAAUACUUAGUAUCCUCAUCAUCAUCCUCAUGUACAUGGAGCUGAAUGAACUGAGCCCAAGAGGCAACACUUGCUGUAACAUAUACAGUAUAUUUGGUUCCAAGGCCCAGUAGUGUUUCAAUGUUAAUGAUUCCUUGCCGAUUUAAUUGCAUUCGGCAACUGUCUUCAUCUGAUCAUUUGCUGCCAUUUGGGGGCCUUGCAGAUGUUUCCUGGGAACAUACCCCCCUCAUUCUCACUGGUGUUGCCGUAAGCAUAGCGCCCUCAAAACCAGAUCAGUCACUCCCUGAACGUCUCACAUUGUCAUUUCCAUGUUCCUCUGAAGCUGCUGUUUAUCACACUUUCAGCAGAGAAGGGACAAGAUUUGGUUUUGAUAUAUAUCUACUCUGUUUCAACAAAGCUUGCAGUGAAGGCAGUCUCAAGGAUGUAACCCUAUUUUUAAACAGUCUCGUAGUAAACAGAAAUACCUGGGCUUCAUAUUUUGGUCCUCAGGGUGACCUUGGGGCAUUCAUAUUUGGGGCGCUAUGAUUUUUGUAUGUCCAUGGAACAGCUACAAUUGCCCUCCGCUGAGUUUCAUAUGCUGGGAUCUUGGAAUCUUUCAUGUAACAGGAGGUGGAAGAGUUAAUGAUUGAUCACACCAGCUGUAUUAACAGUUCUAUAGAGUUUCUUUACACAUCCUUCACCAACAGCACUAUAUAGAAAUACCUAUAUACAUGUUCAGAUUUGUAGCAGAUUGCAGCUACACUGCGACAUACCCUUAUUGAAAUAACAGUUUCAAUUCCUAAGAGGCAUUAUUAAAUAAAAACUGCUUAAUUUGUAAAGCUUUUUUAAAUACAGGCAUGUUUUCUUUAUUCUGGAAAGCUAUUUCUUAUUGGGGUCAAGGUAUCUGAUCUCAGUCCUGGUACUUAAAACGCCUGUGAAAAGAGAUUAAAUGAAGCUAAUGGAAUUUGAAUUAAUUUAAAAGACGUAGGCAGCCUAUUAACACAAAAAGUAAAUUUGGCAGGAGGUUCCUGCUUAAUAAUUUUGUUUGCUCAUGAGCUAAAAGGUACUUGAAGAGGAUAACAUUUUUUAAGAGUGUGGGCUUUUAUCUGUUCUGAAUAUUCUG
This is a messenger RNA of Podarcis muralis (Common wall lizard), 2639 nucleotides long. NCBI's taxonomy places the organism in Eukaryota, Metazoa, Chordata, Lepidosauria, Squamata, Lacertidae. The record is from RefSeq and is a predicted model, not a curated record.